AGAGGAGGCGGAAGCGGUGAUGCGCUUUACAUUGAAAACACAAAUGGCGGGUUAUUUAUACACGUAAGCUGUUACGAGCGCGGUCGCUUUGAAUAUGUACUUAGCAACUCGCGUGUGGUCGUUUGGCUGAAGCGUUUGCAAAUACUUUAUAAUGGUCCGGCUAAGCAGCCACCGCUAUCUAGCAGCUGCAUGCUAAUUAGCUCUAAGGCUAAUGGUUAACAGUAGGUUAAGAAACUGGUACUUUACAACUACAGAUAACUCACCCGUGACGCCCCCCACACCUGAGGACCUCCAGUGAAACGGACCAUGUCAGGCAACGGGAAGGUCAUCCCACAAACCCCUCUGGCCGUGGACUUCUGGUUUGUGCGCAAGUGUCCGGGUGCGAGGCUGUUUUUCCUGUCACACAUGCACAGCGACCACACGAUGGGUCUGACGUCCACCUGGAGCAACCGGCCCAUCUACUGCUCCCCGGUCACCGCCACACUGCUCGGGCUCAAGCUGCAGGUGAAGGAGCAGUGGAUACAUCCUCUGGAGCUGAGCGAGCCCCAUCUGCUGCCGCUGGAUGACAUUGGCAAAGAAAGGCUGACCGUCACGCUGAUAGAUGCCAACCACUGCCCAGGAUCUGUCAUGUUUCUAUUCGAGGGCUACUUUGGCUCCAUACUGUACACUGGUGAUUUCAGAUAUACUCCCUCUAUGUUGCGUGAGCCGUGUUUAAGGACAAACACCACUAUAGAUGUCCUGUACCUGGACAACACCAACUGUGACCCCAACCGCACCCUUCCCUCCAGACAGCGAGCCACGCAACAAAUCAAGGAGAUCAUCCGCAACCACCCCAACCACAAUGUCGUGAUAGGUCUAUAUGCAUUGGGAAAAGAGUCCUUACUGUUGGAGCUGGCGAUGGAGUUUAAAACCUGGAUUGAGGUGAGCUUUGAGAGGAUGGCGACCCUGAAAGCUCUGCAGCUGUUUGACGUGUUUUCCACCGAUCCUGGAGCCGGUCGUUUCAAAGUUGUGGACCAAUCACAGAUCUCCUUUGCCUCUAUGCAGCAGUGGAACAAAGAGCAACCCACACUUGCCAUUGUGCCCACGAGCAGGCCUCUGGUCUCCUCCCACCCCAAUGUCCACGUGGUACCCUACUCUGACCAUUCAUCGUAUCAGGAGCUGGAGGAUUUUGUGUCUGCACUUAAACCUUGCUCACUGGUACCCAUAAUAGGAAAAUAUGUGCCUGAAAGUCUCUCCGCCUUACUGCCUGCAAAAAAGCGCCAUGAAAUCCUGGUUCCUGAGUCCGUUCAACACUACAUGGGGAGACAGCCUGAAAAUCAGAUCAACUCAUCAACAUAUUUGAGCCUUCAGCGCCGAUACCUCCGCCCCCCUGCUGCCAAAGGAGUGGUAUUCGAGUCACUUUCUAAGGCAUCCAAGAGGUCACGUGUAGCAGCGUGUCUGGACGAUGAACAUUUGGAAGAGGUGGACACGGAAAGUAGUGACAGGGAGUCCGACUGCAUCCUAAUGGACAUGAGCAAGAAGGUCUCCCCUGACAAAAACAGAGGUGCUGUUGGAGACACAGUCAUGACAGAACUGGUGCCACUACAUCAACACAACCUGAUCAACUUAGCUCCAGGAGAUAUUCUGAUUAAUACCCAGCCCUGUGUGAAGCCUGCCAGGAUCAGAAGAGUCUCUUUGGAAACUAAUGAAGAAAUUAUCAAAACACUUACAAAUAAAAAUCGCUGUGGCAGAUUUACUGAGAACAACAGCACGUUGUCAGAUGAUGAUAGUAUGAACCAGCACAUUGGGUGUAGAAGUGACCAGGAUGACUUUGAUAAUGAUUCCUGCUCUUCAGGGAGCUUCCUUUCUGAGGCGCAGGAGGAGUAUGUGCAGGAGAUUGAGAGAAGUAUUUUGAAGGAUCUCCCGUUCAGAGAGGAGGACAUGCAGACAUGGGGCCUCCUGUCACAGAGCUUUGUCCAACGGUUUCCUCUCUGUCCGCUAUGAUUCAAAAAAACAACAACAGAGAGAAAUGAUCAACUGAACAGAGACAAAUGUCACCUAAAUGCUUCAUUUGAAGCCUCACAGUUAUUUUUAAAUGUGUAAAAGCACUUUGAAGCCAAAGCACUUCCUCUUUGGUGGCUUCUUCCUAAGGUUUUUCCUGUUUAUGGUGCCUGUUUAUUUUCUCUCUGACCACAUGAAUUCAGUCUGAGCCUAAAAAUACUUGUGUACUAGCCAGAAGCCUUUUCACUCCUAUUUUCCAUUUGAUAUUUACUGAGCUUGAGCCCUGUUGUGUUGCUUCUCACAGCUGUUUUGAUUGUCCUGCCACACUGACUGUGUGUUGUGAGAAGUUAUUGUUAAAAAAAUGUUUCCAGUAAACAAACUAACCACUAGCCACAGUGGUGCUCUUUUCUUUGUUUACAACACUCUCAAAAACUACAAAUCGUGUCAUUGUGUUGAACUGUGUCUUGUAUAAAUCAUUUUUUAUUAUUGUUAAUAAAUUGCAUUAAAACAGG
Molecule: messenger RNA, 2492 nt
Organism: Betta splendens (Siamese fighting fish)
Lineage: Eukaryota; Metazoa; Chordata; Actinopteri; Anabantiformes; Osphronemidae
Gene: dclre1b
Product: DNA cross-link repair 1B
Exons: 5
Coding region: 307-1983 (558 amino acids)
Biological process (GO): double-strand break repair via nonhomologous end joining; interstrand cross-link repair; protection from non-homologous end joining at telomere
Molecular function (GO): 5'-3' DNA exonuclease activity; damaged DNA binding
Source: RefSeq, a predicted model, not a curated record